Messenger RNA from Kogia breviceps (pygmy sperm whale), 201 nucleotides. Lineage: Eukaryota; Metazoa; Chordata; Mammalia; Artiodactyla; Physeteridae. The record is from the annotation of a RefSeq genome assembly.
AUGCCACAACUAGACACAUCAACAUGAUUCCUCACUAUCCUGUCAAUGUACACAACUCUCUUCAUCUUACUCCAGUUGAAAAUUUCAAAUCACCUUUACUCCCCCAACCCAAAACUAACCCCCGUUAAAGUACAAAAACAACAAGCCCCUUGAAACACCACAUGAACCAAAAUCUAUUUGCCUCUUUCACAACCCCAGUAG